AGCGAGCCGGGAUCAACGAUCGCCUCACUGCUGCUAAUGCUCUCCUUUGCCGUCCUUGGCGCCUCGACCGCCUUGCUGGCUGGGGCAAGCGCGCCCGCCGGAGCGAACGGCGUGGUUCGUCCUCGUGCUGCGGUGCUACUCGCCGAGGCGGCAGCGACCACCGACGAGCAGAAGGCCUCCGGCAUCAGCUGGGAUUCGCACCAGUACGUCGACCAGGCGCCCGAGUCUCUCAUCCGGGACGACGACCUGCAGGGCGCCAACCAGGACAUGCGGCGCAGAUUCGAGGAGAACUGCAGGAGGGCUCAGAACGCCAUCUGCAAAGCUGUCUCCGAACUCGACGGGGCCGAGUUCCGCGAGGAUGUGUGGACGCGGCCGGGUGGCGGCGGCGGCAUCUCGCGCGUGCUCUGCAACGGCAACGUCUUCGAGAAGGCGGGCUGUUCCCUCUCCGUCGUGUACGGCUCGAUGCCGCAAGACGCCCUGCAGUCGGCGACGUCGCGUGGCGCCGACCGCGCCAAGGGGUACGCGCCGGGCGAACGGGUGCCCUUCUUCGCGUGCGGCCUCUCGUCGGUGAUGCACCCUCGCAACCCGAUGGCGCCGACGAUGCACUUCAACUACCGCUACUUCGAGACGGACGGCGGCGUGUGGUGGUUUGGCGGCGGCUCCGACAUCACGCCGGCGUACCUCUUUGAGGAGGACAUCGCGCACUUCCACCAGACGUACAAGGACGUCUGCGACACGCACGACCCCGAGUACUAUGCGCGCUUCAAGAAGUGGGCCGACGAGUACUUCACGAUCAAGCACCGCGGCGAGACGCGCGGCCUCGGCGGCAUCUUCUUCGACGACCAAAACGACCGCGACCCGGAGGCCAUCUUUGCCUUCUCGAAGGAGUGCCUCGACUCUGUGGUGCCCGCCUACCUUCCGCUGGUGGCCAAGCACAAGGACGACUCCUUCACGCAGCAGCAGAAGGAGUGGCAGCUCAUGCGGCGCGGCCGGUACGUCGAGUUCAACCUCGUCUACGAUCGCGGCACCGUCUUUGGCCUCAAGACGGGCGGGCGCAUCGAGUCGAUCCUCAUGUCGCUGCCGGAGACGGCGCGGUGGGAGUACUCGCAUGAGCCCGCGGCAGGCUCGCCGGAGGCGGAGAUUAUGGACGCCUUCAAGACGCCGCGGGAGUGGGCAAAGUGAGAGCGGCGCUGGCACGGAAGGCGGUGUGUAUCUACGCCGCCGCGUGCAGCGCGGCCAAGGCCAAAAGCCUGACGACAUGUGCCGCCACAGCCCUCCGCCCCCCCCCCCCCCCCCUCCAGUGGAGAAGUGCGUAAACCGUGUUUGAAAAAAACAUCGUACUUGAAAAAAAA
Molecule: messenger RNA, 1352 nt
Organism: Emiliania huxleyi CCMP1516
Lineage: Eukaryota; Haptophyta; Isochrysidales; Noelaerhabdaceae
Gene: CPO
Product: coproporphyrinogen oxidase
Exons: 6
Coding region: 37-1182 (381 amino acids)
Cellular component (GO): cytoplasm
Molecular function (GO): coproporphyrinogen oxidase activity
Source: RefSeq, a predicted model, not a curated record